Messenger RNA from Fundulus heteroclitus (mummichog), 4330 nucleotides. It is a transcript of the gene pfas, whose product is annotated as phosphoribosylformylglycinamidine synthase. Bases 170 to 4126 code for a protein of 1318 amino acids. NCBI's taxonomy places the organism in Eukaryota, Metazoa, Chordata, Actinopteri, Cyprinodontiformes, Fundulidae. The record is from RefSeq and is a predicted model, not a curated record. Gene Ontology annotation, molecular function: phosphoribosylformylglycinamidine synthase activity. The transcript has 28 exons. Gene Ontology annotation, biological process: 'de novo' IMP biosynthetic process.
GUCAGGCGGGCAGAGCGCGGCGCACAUGUGAGCGUGUGGAUCCCUGCUGGCAGUCUGCAGAGCCGACCCUUCAGCGGACCACCUCCCCUCCAGGAAGACGCGUCUUCUCCGGGUCUCCUGCGGCGAUCCCAGCUUUUCGUCCUGAACCAGUGAAGCUGCUGCACCAGUCAUGGCUGUGGUGAGGUUCUACAGUAGUGAGGCUCUGAGCGGACGAGCCUUGCAGAGAGCAGCGAAGCUCUUCCCACAUCUAUCGAUCUCAGCUGAGCUGUGCUACAACGUGGAGCUGACAGGUAGCGAGAGUCUCGACAAGGAGCAGAAGGAGGUUCUCCUCUGGCUGUUUCGUCCUCCGCUGCAGGCUGAGCCGCUGUCUGAUGAGCCGAAGCUCGCAGAGGGAACCGGGGACAAACUAGUAGAGAUCGGACCGAGGUUGAACUUCUCCACCGCCUGGUCCACGAACGCCGUGUCCAUCUGCCAGAGCGCCGGCCUCUCCAGCGUCACCCGAGUCGAGCGGUCCCGCAGGUUUCUGAUCAAGCCCAAGAACGGACAGAGCGCGAGCGAGCUCGGCGGAGACGUAACGAAGCUGAUCGGGUGUCUCCAUGACAGCAUGACGGAGUGCGUCUACCAGCAUCCCAUCACCUCCUUCGCUGUGGCAGCCAGGCCGCAGCCCGUUUUUGAGGUGGACAUCCUGGGGAAGGGUCGCGCUGCCUUAGAGACGGCAAACCGUGAGCUGGGUCUGGCCUUUGACUCCUGGGAUCUGGACUACUACACGUCGAUGUUCCAGAGGAUUAAGAGGAACCCCACCAGCGUGGAGUGUUUUGACCUGGCCCAGUCCAACAGCGAGCACAGCCGUCACUGGUUCUUCCGGGGGCGGAUGGUGAUCGACGGGGUGGAGCAGAAGGAGACCCUCUUCAGCCUCAUCAUGGACACCCAGCGGCACAGCAACCAGAACAACGUCAUCAAGUUCUGCGACAACAGCAGCGGCAUCAGAGGCAGGGAGCUGCAGUGCCUGUACCCAGCGGACCCCUCGGAGGCGAGCCCGUAUGGGACGCGGCGCUCGGUGCGACACGUCAUCUUCACCGCUGAGACGCACAACUUCCCCACCGGGGUGGCGCCGUUCAGCGGGGCCACCACGGGGACGGGGGGCCGCAUCAGAGACGUCCAGAGCGCUGGACGAGGAGGCCACGUCAUCGCUGGCACCGCAGGAUACUGCUUCGGGAACCUGCACAUCCCAGGGUACAGUCUCCCCUGGGAGCACGAGGGAGAGGGGUGGGAGUAUCCGUCCAGCUUUGCCCCUCCGCUGCAGGUUGCCAUCGAGGCCAGUGAUGGCGCCUCAGACUACGGCAACAAGUUUGGAGAGCCUGUCCUCUCAGGCUUUGCCCGUUCUUUCGGCAUGCGGCUGGCUAACGGAGAGCGGCGGGAGUGGAUUAAGCCCAUCAUGUUCAGCGGCGGUCUGGGGUCGAUCGAGGACAGCUAUGUGAAGAAAGAAGGGGCAGAAGCCGGGAUGGAGGUGGUGAAGAUCGGCGGGCCCGUGUAUCGGAUUGGCGUGGGAGGAGGAGCGGCCUCUUCUGUCCAAGUACAAGGAGACAACUGCAGCGAGAGGGAUCUGGGAGCGGUCCAGAGGGGAGACGCCGAGAUGGAGCAGAAGAUGAACCGCGCUCUCAGGGCCUGCCUGGAAAGAAGCAGCGGGAACCCCAUCUGCAGCAUUCACGAUCAGGGAGCAGGAGGAAAUGGCAACGUUCUUAAGGAGCUCAGCGAGCCAGCGGGGGCUGUGAUCUACUGCAGCAAGUUCAAGAAAGGUGACCCCACGCUGAGUGUUUUGGAGCUGUGGGGGGCCGAGUACCAGGAGAGCAACGCUCUUCUGCUGCGCCCGUCGGACAAGUCCUACCUGGAGAGGGUUUGUCGGCGGGAGAAGUGUCCUGUUGACUUUGUGGGACAGAUCACAGGAGACGGAAAGAUGGUGCUGGUGGAUGACGAGGGGGGCAGCGGCGAGCAGGCAGACGGAGUCCGCCACCCUGUCGACCUACAGCUGGAGUGGGUUCUGGGCAAGAUGCCGCAAAAAGAGUUCAAGAUGGAGCGGCUGGCCCCCACCCAUCAGCCCCUGACUCUUCCCGCUGAGCUGACAGUCAGAGACGCUCUGCAGCGGGUCCUACGUCUGCCUGCCGUGGCGUCCAAACGCUACCUGACCAACAAGGUGGACCGCUCUGUGACUGGCCUGGUUGCCCAGCAACAGUGCGUUGGCCCCCUGCACACCCCGCUGGCCGACGUGGCCGUCGUGGCCCUGUCGCCGUUCAGUAUGGAGGGAGCAGCCACGGCCAUCGGGGAGCAGCCGGUGAAGGGCCUGGUGUGUCCCGCGGCGGGCGCUCGGAUGGCUGUCGGAGAGGCUCUGACCAACCUGGUGUUUGCCAGAGUCACCGCUCUGAAGGAUGUGAAGUGUAGUGGGAACUGGAUGUGGGCGGCCAAGCUGCCCGGUGAGGGCGCGUGUCUGUGGGAGGCCUGCGAGGCUAUGUGCCAGGUCAUGGGUCAGCUGGGGGUGGCCGUCGACGGGGGCAAGGACUCUUUGAGCAUGGCAGCACGAGUGGGGACAGAGACCGUCAAAGCUCCAGGCGCUCUGGUCAUCUCUGCAUAUGCUGUUUGCCCUGACAUCACUGCCACGGUGACGCCGGAUCUCGAGGAUCCGGAUGAAAAAGGCGUGUUGUUGUGGGUUCCUGUUAGUCCAGGCCGCCACCGUCUGGGCGGCUCUGCCCUGGCUCAGUGCUUCAGCCAGCUGGGAGACGGCUGUCCUGACCUGGACCAGCCUGGGCUCCUGAGCGCCUGCUUCAACACCACCCAGAGGCUCAUAGAGGAUCGUCUUCUCAGCGCAGGACAUGACAUCAGCGACGGAGGCCUCAUUUCCUGCCUGCUGGAGAUGGCUUUUGCUGGGAACCGCGGGCUGGACGUUGAGCUCUCCUCAGACGGAUGUGGAGUGAUGGAGCUGUUGUUCAGCGAGGAGCUGGGUUUGGUGCUGGAGGUUUGUCAGACUGAUCUAGAAACUGUUUGUCAGAGAUACAAAGACGGAGGCCUGCAGUGCCACCACAUCGGCAGAACCUGCGGCUUUGGACCGGAUGCUACGGUCAGAGUCCGUGUGGACGGGAAGGAGGUGCUUUACGAACCGCUGCCGGACCUCAGAGCAGUUUGGGAGGCAACGAGCUUCCAGCUGGAGCGCCUCCAGGCGGACGAACUCUGCGUGAAGCAGGAAGAGGAGGGACUUUGCAAGAGGACCCAGCUGUACUUCAAAUUGACCUUUGACCCGUCUGAAACAGUCAGCGUGCACCAGCUCACUGCAGGCGGGCCGCGUGUUGCCGUGAUCAGAGAGGAGGGCAGCAACGGAGACCGAGAGAUGUCCGCCUCUCUCUUCAUGGCAGGCUUUGAGGUUUGGGACGUCACCAUGCAGGAUCUCUGCUCCGGCUCCUUAACCCUCCAGCCUUUCAAGGCGGUCGUGUUUGUCGGAGGGUUCAGCUACGCAGACGUCCUGGGAUCGGCUAAAGGCUGGGCCGCAACUGUGGCCUACAACCCCAAGGCCAAAGCUGAAUUUGAUCGCUUCCAGCGAAGGGAGGACACCGUGAGUCUGGGAGUGUGCAAUGGCUGCCAGCUGCUCGCCCUGCUGGGCUGGGUGGGAGGGGCGGAGGAUGGAGCAGACUCUGAAGUGGUGCUGACCCACAAUCGGUCCAGGAGGUUUGAGUCACGGUUUGUCAGCGUCGGCAUCCAGAAGUCCCCGUCCAUCUGGCUGACGGGCAUGGAGGGCUCUGCUCUGGGAGUCUGGGUUGCUCAUGGAGAAGGUCUGAUGCAGUUCCGUAGCUCCCAGGCCCAAGACCUGAUGGCCUCCUCCGGUCUGGCUCCUCUGCGUUACCUGGAUGAUCAGGGCUGGCCCACCGAAGAGUACCCUCUGAACCCUAACGGCUCCCCUCAGGGUAUCGCAGGCCUGUGCUCCAGGGACGGCAGGCACCUGGCCAUGAUGCCCCACCCGGAGCGCUGCACCCUCGGCUGGCAGUGGCCCUGGGCUCCCAGGGGCCUCAGGCCUUCGCUCACACCGUCACCCUGGCUGCGCAUGUUCAGGAACGCCGCAGUCUGGUGCAGCAGCACAGAUUGAUGCUGCUGCUUUAGUAGCGAUGCUUACGUCUUACGUGGCUCAGCUUCCUGUUACACUGGUCUUUGUGUUUGGUGUCGGAGACGGUUCAAUUGCAUGACGGGGGUUUUUACAUGUGUUACAAAACUAUUUCACACUAAUCGUGUUUCAUUGCUGAAACAUUUAGAAUUGAAUUUGCUAAUAAAUCUGUUUAUAUAGAACAAUAAA